Gambusia affinis (western mosquitofish) is the source of this 1876-nucleotide messenger RNA. RefSeq names its product sarcolemma associated protein b (gene slmapb). The coding region runs from base 127 to 1341 and encodes 404 amino acids. NCBI's taxonomy places the organism in Eukaryota, Metazoa, Chordata, Actinopteri, Cyprinodontiformes, Poeciliidae. The record is from RefSeq and is a predicted model, not a curated record. The transcript is spliced from 9 exons.
CUCCACUCCAGCUGGCGGGCGCUCCAGGUCUGUCCACGACACAUUUUCGGGAAGCCAGAAUCUCUCACUCCAAAUCCAGGCUGAGAUAAAGGAAGUCAUCGGGGAGCAGAAAACGCAGAUAAGCAAAUGGAUCAGAAAGAGCUGAGUGAUCCACUCAACAGCGUUUCAUUGAUUAAAGAUGAUCUGACCAAGUCCAACAUGGGUUCUUCUGGUGAAUCCGAGAAAAUGAUUCAGCGCUUGAAUGAUGAACUUCGAGAGGCCCGGGAGAUAGCCAACACAGAGAAGCAGAAAUGCAUCGAGCUACAAGGUGUUCUGGAAGAAGAGAGGAAAGGGCAUAAACAACAAGCUGAGCAAUCUUCCAAACAAAUUAAACAUCUCCAAGGCCAGCUGCAACAGCUCCAAGAUGAGGUGGAUGUUCUAAGAGAGCAGAUAAAUGUCUCCUCCGGGUCACGUGACGAGCUGCAAAAAGCACAAGAUGAGAUGAGGUCACUGAAACGGGCCCUGGAGGCGGCUUCUGCAGAGCGGGACCGCGAUGUCACUGCCGUCCAGUCUAACCUGGCAACUGCUUCCAAGGACCUGGACAAGUGGCGUCAGACUGCCAGCAAAUACGAGCGGGAGGUUGAGGAGCUGCGACAUGAUCUGGAGCAACAAAGCAAGCAGUGGCAGAAAACAGCUGAAAUACAAGCCAAUGAGCUGCAGUCUAUGCAGUUGGAGUGUAACGGUCUGCAGAAAGAGUGCUCCGUCCUGCGAUCCGACAAACAGGACAUGGUGAAUAAGCAUCAGAAAGAAAAGAACAGUCUGCAAAGUGAGUGUGCCUCUCUGAGGGCAGAGAAGGAGGAGAUCUUUAAGGCUCACCAGAAAGAAAAGGCCAGUGUGCAAAGUCAAUGUGCAGCACUGCGCAGUGAAAAAGAGGCGUUGCUGCAGAAACAGCAGCAACUGGAGCAGGACCUUGUCAGUUUGCGUGGCCAGAAUACUGACCUGAAUAGCAAACUCAAAGUCCUGGAGGAAUCUCAGCAGGAGUUGGAGAAGAACCUGGUGGCCGUACAACUUCAGCACCAGCAGGAUAAAUCCAAGCUGCAAACCCAGCUGGACGAGGCAGAAAGCCGCAGCAAGGCUCUGCAGAAAGAGUAUGAGGAGGCUCAAAUGGAGCUGUCUGACCUAAAGGAAAGAUACGAGAAGACCGAGCAGGAGAAACAGACACUGACAGACCAACUGGAGGAAUUCAAAGCUGGCAUGAAGGAUUUACAGGAGAAAGGAUCAAAUAAGUCGUGGAUGAUCUGGGGCCCAGUGGUUGCUGUGGCUCUCACAGCUGUGACGGCCGCGGUGCUCUUCAGGACCUGAGGGCAAACUAUCCAAACAAACACACAUAGAGGUUUAUCCUUAUUUGAUUUGUUCAAAACUUGUCCCCUUUACAUAUCUGUUCCAGUAAUCAGGUGGGCUCAUAUUUAACAGUUUUUCUUGCUAAGAUGCUCUAUUUUAGAUGGCAGAGAUGUUUCUAAAAGAAUGUGCGUUUUUAUGUGUGUAAUGAUGGGAAUUUAUUUGGACUGUGUCAAGUUCACCAUUUUGACUCAUAGGAUUAUCUGUUAAUGAAUGUAAAACUUAAACCAUGCUCAUCUAAUUCUACUUAGGUAACUUUAAUUAUAUUUAAGGUCAAUCACUUUGAGUUUCUCUACUCAGCAAAUUUUUUGUUAUUGUUAGAAUAAUAAAGUUGUCACGAUAACAUCCCCUAAUGGAGUGCACACUGAAGGAAACUGAUAGAACAGUAUGUUGGUUGAUGGUGUUGGAUGUGCUUGCAGAACCAGAGGCAGUGUUAAGACAAACCGUAUUUGGUUACAUUUUUUGUUUCAGAGGUCAUCAUUAAACACAACUGCAGCAA